AUGUACUCAUUUGGUAGUGGAGACUAUGGCCAUGCUGUGAACGCUUUGAGAGGUGCCCGGCACUUGCUAGUCUGUGAGAAAUCCAACUUCAGCCACCACAAGUCUUGCCACAGGCAUAUAGUGGAAGCCCACUAUCACAAUUACCAGGUGUCAUUUCUCAUCCCAGAAUGUGGGAUACUACCAAAAGAACUGAAAACCUGGUCAUGGAAACUCGACCCUAUUACUCUGAAGAUUUUACCUCUUCAUGAAUUAAUUACACAUGAAUUCAUCAACACUUUUAUAAGGAAAAGUUCCUGCUAUGCAUUGACGUUCAAUAUACAUAUUGAUGAAGAUACUGUUGGUCUGCUACCCAAUGGAAAGUUGAUUUUAUCCCUGGAUAAAGACACUUAUGAAGAAACUGGACUUCAAGGUCAUCCCUCUCAGUAUUCUGGCAGAAAAAUCAGGAAGUUCAGUGCAAUAGAAUCAACAAUGAUGUCAUACUUUUCCAAAUACCAAAUUCAGAAACAUCACCCUAAAGUAGAACUGAACAUAGUGAAUCAUUUGCAGUGCCCAGUGUCCUGUUAUCUUUCUAGAUGCAUAAAAAUCCAACUGGAUUUUAGUGGACACAGAAUGCAGAAUCACUGCAAAAUGAAAAGACAAAGGAGAAAAGACAGUGUUCCAGCUAAUGCAUAA
Messenger RNA from Dipodomys spectabilis (banner-tailed kangaroo rat), 672 nucleotides. Its product is annotated as ribonuclease P protein subunit p40-like. Lineage: Eukaryota; Metazoa; Chordata; Mammalia; Rodentia; Heteromyidae. The record is from RefSeq and is a predicted model, not a curated record. Gene Ontology annotation, cellular component: ribonuclease MRP complex; multimeric ribonuclease P complex. Gene Ontology annotation, biological process: tRNA 3'-end processing; tRNA 5'-leader removal; endonucleolytic cleavage in ITS1 to separate SSU-rRNA from 5.8S rRNA and LSU-rRNA from tricistronic rRNA transcript (SSU-rRNA, 5.8S rRNA, LSU-rRNA). The coding region runs from base 1 to 672 and encodes 223 amino acids. The transcript is spliced from 3 exons. Gene Ontology annotation, molecular function: ribonuclease MRP activity; ribonuclease P activity.